CUCCGCCAUUCCACGGCAAAGUUCAUACCAGCGCGCUACAGACAACAAAGACACACUAACGUGUCGUUUUAGGUGAACAUCUGGGGAUUAUGCAGUACAGCGGACGCAUUUCUACAAAUAUUCUGAAUAUAUCUGUAGGAUUUUCAGUCUUUACAUGAAUGAGAGUAAAGUUUUCGUGGAAGGAUAAAGGGCGACGAGAUGGGAAAUAUGAUACUGGUGGUGCUUCUGCUGCUCCACCUGCCAACAGAGCUGCUGUCCAUUCAGGUGGUUGUUCCACAGACGGAGAGAACAACAACGCUGUUUGCCUCAGUGAUUCUACGCUGCGACUACUCGACUUCAGCAAGCGCUCAGGAUGUCCUGGUCACCUGGAGGUUCAAGUCCUUCUGUAAAGACCCAGUUCUGGAGUACUACUCUGCAGCUUAUCAGGCAGCUCUGCAGCUGGGUCAGGAUCCUGCUAAUGACUGCCCAGACCGCCAGCGUACAGUUCGAACAGUGAUCCAGAAGAGAGGCGUCAAUGAGCCCACCCUGGGUCCGGAGUACAGAAAUCGUAAAAUCACCAUCCAGAACUUGGCGGAUUUAGUGAUAAAUGAGGUGAUGUGGUGGGACAACGGUGUGUAUUACUGCACCAUCUACGCUGCUGGAGACGCAACAGGAGACUCGGAUCGUGAGAUCAAACUCAUGGUGUUACACUGGCUGACUGUCCUGUUUAUCAUCAUCGGCUUUCUCCUGCUCAUCAUGCUUUUCGGUAUAUGCUGCUGCCAGUGCUGCCCACAGAAGUGCUGCUGCUACAUUCGCUGUCCAUGUUGUCCUCAGACGUGCUGCUGCCCAGAAAAGGCUGUGAUGCAGCACCGGAUGCUGCAAGAGGCCCAGAAGGCUAUGGUUCCUUGGAUAAAUGGUCAACCCAUUUAUGCUCCCAUCAGCUCCAAUGCCUCCUCCCAGGGUGUGCCCAUAAUGUAUUCAGGUUCGUAUACAGAUUACCCAACCAAACAAGACUUUGCCAUGGCUCCCAUGCAGCUGUCACCCAUGGCCUUGCAGCAGCAGCCUCCUCCCCCCCCACAUCACCAUCAUCGUGUCAAUGGGAGUCUGCGCAGCAAUGGUCAAGGUACCAAUCAGGUUUUGGACUACCUGGAGAAUCAGGUGAGGGGGCUGGAUGUUGGAGCACUUCAAAUAGCUCCACAUACUGUUCAAAAUAUGCCUCCCCUGCAGCCUCAGCCCACUCCUCCAGUAGUCCCCUACACACCUGGGCCCCCGAGCAUGUUGUCAACGCUGGAUGAGAUGGGGGUGAGGGGGAUGGAGAGAAGGGUGAUCACUCUGCCUCCUAUUGUCCAGCGUGUACCCAGCUUUUCCACACGUAGGGGUCCUGCUGGUGGAGAUGUAGGCAGGGGUGGGCCCAGAAUGUCCAGCCAAUCCAGUGGGAGCACCAGUCGCUCUGGAGGAGGCUUCCCCAGAGACAGCCGUGGGUACAGAGAGAGAGAUGUCUCUCCUCCAAGACGGGGGAUCCUGCGUGAUUAUAGUGACGAUUCAGAUUGGGACAACAGGCGCGGAAGAGCACCACACAGGGGCUCACGGAAUGAAAGAGGAGGUUCAGCUGGGAGGAGAGGAGGCGGGUCUAGGCCACGUACCCGAAGUCGGGAUGACCUGAUGGAGGAGCUGCAAAGCAGAGCAGCUCGGAGAGAGAGGAGCUACUCUCCUCCUCAGCAUCGCAGAGGGUCCUGGAGCUCAGAUGAGGAGGACAGUAGAAGGAGAAAAGGAGGCAAAGGGAGGGAUUGGCCAGAGAAACCCCCAAGCUACUCCUCCAUUGAGCUCCAGUCUGGACGCAGUAAUGGACGCAGGAACUACGAUCGCUUUUCUGAUAGAGGCUCCAAUAGCAGCACCAGCGUAGUGAUCUGAAACAUUUCUUUUUCUUCACAACGGUGAAAAUAAAGACAAAUAAGGUUGUAAUUAAAAUGAGUUGUUGUGAAAUCUAAAAUCUAAUUGUGAAAAUAUGCUAGAAGAGCAUAUUUGUACUCUGUAUGCAUCAUUUCAGUUCAGGCUGUAAUCGUGGAUAAUAUACAGUCCUGUUAAGGUUGGACUUUUUUUUUUUUACUUCAAUGUUCAAUAAUGUAAGAGUUCUCCAAACCACUUGUCUUACUUUUUGUGUGUGUUCUUUUUGAUGAUAAAAAUAAACGUCCUUUUUUGCAAAUGUAAAUAUACAGUCUCCACAAGCAGAUGUUGAAUACUGUGAUGUUCAUUCGUAUUGUUAAAUAUGCCUUUUUCCUCAUUUUUAAGUAUUUCUUUUUGCCUAUUUUUUUUAUCAUUCUUUUUAUAUUUAUGUGUAGUAAAAUAAGUUGGCAGAAAUGGACAUUUGUAAGAUAACAGAUUAGUCAACAUUUUGAAAGCUGUUAUUGUAGAUACAUGUCAGUAAAAUACUGUUCAUAGGUGAUUUUUGUUAACUUUUUUUGUUAUAAACAGAGAUGUAUAA
Melanotaenia boesemani (Boeseman's rainbowfish) is the source of this 2461-nucleotide messenger RNA. RefSeq names its product immunoglobulin-like domain-containing receptor 1. NCBI's taxonomy places the organism in Eukaryota, Metazoa, Chordata, Actinopteri, Atheriniformes, Melanotaeniidae. The record is from RefSeq and is a predicted model, not a curated record. The transcript is spliced from 8 exons. Gene Ontology annotation, molecular function: high-density lipoprotein particle receptor activity. Bases 199 to 1890 code for a protein of 563 amino acids. Gene Ontology annotation, cellular component: plasma membrane.